CAUCACCAACGGUGGUGUUUGCAAAAACGCGAAAUCCUUCGGAAAUGUAGUUGAUUUGGAAUUCAAUAGCUUUUUUUUCCUAAUUGUGAUUUAUCUUUUGCUUUCAAAAUGUCGUCAUUAUCUGUAAUAUUAGCUUUUCUUUUUAUUUCAUUAAAAAUUAUACAAGUAAUACCAAUACAAUUAGAAUUAAAAGAGGGUGACAACUACAAAGAUAAUGUUGUGGAUGAUUCACAAUUAAACGAAUGUAUAAGUGUUCAAAGAAGUGCAGAGUUGGGUGUUUGUUUCGGGAAAGAAAUAUUAAAUAACCUCAACAAGUUUAACGAAGCAGAUUCAUUUAGUUUAGCAACUGGAGUAUCGUUUGUAAGAGAUGAAAAAACCCCAAGGGAUAUUGCAAGUUUCCUUGAUAAGGAUCCAAUGGAUUUUCGCUCCAUGAUGGAAGAUGCCAGUAAUCUGAUCUCUAAAAGGUCAUUGCACUGGGAUCUAAGUACAUUGUACCCAGGGUUGGUAAUGAGGAUUGGACCGACUCUAGCCAAUGGGGUAUUGGAAUUUGUUAUGGAUCCGAGAGUGAAAGAUCGAGCUUACCAUCAACAUCCGCAUGAAGUAUCUACUGGACGUUUAUUGGCAAGAAAUCUAUUGGUUCCAUUUCUACUGGGCUUUAAAUUUCAAUUAUCGACAUUAUUACCACUAAUAUUAGGAUUGGUAUUGAUUGCAAGUAAAAAGGCAUUCUUACUGUCAAAAUUGGCUUUACUAGCAGUAACUGUAUUCAGUGGUGGAGGUUCAAAUUAUGGUAGUUCUUAUGGAGGAACGUAUGGAGGAUUCACGAGUCCGACAUUAUCGUCAUAUACUUCGUUUGAUAAUCCAGUCCAUAGUCAUGAGCAUCAUUCAGGAGGAUACUAUAAUAGAAGACCCCAUCAUGCGGAGUACUAUUAUAGGGAAAAAUCAGCAGAGCAAAGCACAGCUACGCCCAUAACUCCAGAUGAGUUGAGAGAUAGACUAGAAAGGUUGUUCAUAACUAAAAAAGACAUAAUAGAUGAACCUAGAGAUGAAAAUAAGGAGAGAAAUGCUAGAAAUUUCGCAUGGACACCAAUUAAUGCUGGAUAGUGCUAAAUGCAAUAUUUAGCAUUACAAUUUAUGAUAAUAUAAGUUUUUAUUGGAAUCUUUACAGAGGUAAAUUGGUAAUUUAAAAAAUUUACCACAGCAUUGAAUGGAUAUCAUACAAUUUUACAACUAUGAUAUUUAAUAUAUAAAAGAGCAAAAUUUAUGCAAUUGUAUGCAUACCGUAUACCACCGCAAUGUUGAUGUAGAAAAUUGAAAAAAUACCGCACGAGAAAUUCGUACUAUAUUGUGCCGGAUCAUGCUAUGGUAAAUUUUAAAAAUCCUAUCAUAGUAAUAAACCAUAACGUUUUCUGUUUCUUCUACAUUUACUAUUAUCUCUGUAGAUGCUUGUUUUUCAAUAUUUGAAUUCAUUUAAAGCUACACUUCAAAUUUUAUUCAUUAAUAGCUCUCAUAACUAAUUUUAUUUAAUAAUACCUUAGUUUAAAAAUCUAUCCUUCUAGUCAACUCUUUCUUUUCUUUCGAAUCAUUAUAUAUUUCAUCAAUCUAAUUUAUGCAAUAUAUAUACAUAUAUUGGUUAUCUUGUACAUAGAUAUUGGA
Molecule: messenger RNA, 1653 nt
Organism: Galleria mellonella (greater wax moth)
Lineage: Eukaryota; Metazoa; Arthropoda; Insecta; Lepidoptera; Pyralidae
Gene: Osi10a
Exons: 4
Coding region: 109-1101 (330 amino acids)
Source: RefSeq, a predicted model, not a curated record